AUGUCUUUUCUGUCUGCAUUGUUGAAGAUUUUUGAAGAUGGAGGACUUAAGGUAUUACUUCGCCAUGUUUUCUUUCUAAUACAAUUUCAAUCAAUUUUCUAAUUUGUGAUUACCAACUGGAGGUAAUUGUGUUAUUUUUUCUAUAAAUACCACUGAUUAGUUCCGAUGUCAGCAUUGCUUUUUCUUGAACUUUUACAGAUGCUAAAGAAAUUGUUUGGCAAGGAAAAUUGACUGAAAUUGUAUUCAAAGGAAAUACUUGUGUUUGGCAAAAUACUGAUAAUAUCGCUCAUGCUUAACACAUGUGUGAUUUCUCAUUAAUUCUUCCUGGACAGUGUCAUAGUAGUAAAAUAAAACCUUUAUUUGCAGGAUUAAUUGUUUAUCAAGUCUGGGGUUGUAAGGGUCCAUCAAGGGUGUUCUCAGAGGAAAGCAAUACAACAGAUCCGUCUUUUGCCAUAAAAUUGCUUAUAAAGCUAUUCAACGUCUGCACUUUAAAGCAUUUCUGGAGAACCUUACUGAUGGCGAAAAAGAAGACAGAAUCAUAGAGCUUGCAGUGAUAUGUCAGAUGCCUUUCAUGACAAAAAGUACAAGUACAAAAGGUUCAUCAUUGAUGCAUCUUCAAAGUCACAUACAUUUGCUUUUUGGACCAUGUAUAUCAAAAUGACCGCGGUAUAACUACUCUUUUUAUAUUUACCAUUGUAAUUGUAUGUUCUUGUAGGGCAAAAGAUUGUGUAACAUGCACGGUGUAGAGAUUUGGGAACUUUAGCAAUGAGUACAACAAGAUUCCUGCAUUGUAUGGUCCUGUGCUGACAUGACAAACUCGCAGUAGCUUCCCAUUUCAGCAGAUUUCAGUCCUGGACAUCAUUUAAAGGUAUGAACUAAUUGGUUGGUAGAUGAAAAGUAUUAUUCAGUCUUAGGUAAACAUUGAUUAUUUACUGGCAAAACAUGCUCAAGAAAUGGCUCGUAAUUAACAGUUAUGUAGACUAUGGAGUGCAAAUACUUUCAUUUAGGUGUGUGAUUUGUUGAAAUGUGUUCAUAAGUUUAUUUAGAAAUCCCACAUGAUAGUGAGUUCAAAUGGAUCGUGGUCGAACCAGGUACAGGCGACUUUGUGGUAAUAAAGCCCAGACAAGCAAAGGGAGUAUCUUCUCAUCCAGACAGUUCAACUAACGAAGAGCGACCAGCCAUUGAUGAACAGCAAGUUGGUACUGAUCCAGCUGAUAGCUAUUUGUUUUCCUGCCCAGAAGACAGCUGCAUAAAAUCCUAUAUGUCUCAUGGGCAUCUGCAGCAACAACUGAUGUAUGGGAGACAAUUUUCAACAAAACCAGAAUUUCCUUUAUUGGACAGGGCAAAGAUAAGCUACGCAGACCCUCUGGAAGAGGAGAGAGGGGGACAAUCAUUAAUUACAAUGUCGACAGAAGUGGGUACAACGUCUGUUUCAGAAGGAUGGGCUGGUCGGGACCCCAAAAGAACAGGCCACCAGUUCAGUGCAAAACAGAGAACAUUCCUGGAGAACAAAUUUAACAAUGGUGUAAAAACAGGUGUGAAGGCUAACCCAGAUAACGUGUCAAAGGAAAUGCGACAACUGAAAGAUCAAAAUGGGAAACAAGUCUUUACCGUUGUAGAGUUUCUUCGUCACUAG
Molecule: messenger RNA, 1636 nt
Organism: Paramuricea clavata
Lineage: Eukaryota; Metazoa; Cnidaria; Anthozoa; Malacalcyonacea; Plexauridae
Source: the annotation of a GenBank genome assembly